AUGGCUGCUAAAAUAGCGUAUGAGAACAAAGCCUUCAUUAAAAACACAGUGGAAAAUCAUUGGAAGAUGGAACUAAUUGAGUUCAACAACUUUUGGAAUGUUUGUCAAAAGAAAGCCACCACACAAGCCUUCCUGCUUCAUGAUAAAAAUACCGAUCCUGAUGAUCAAUUGAUCGUCGUGGCCUUCAGAGGUACCGAGCCCUUUGAUGCAGAUGCGUGGAGCACUGACUUCGAUAUUUCCUGGUUCGAGUACGGGCGUCUUGGAAAAGUGCAUGGUGGGUUCAUGAAAGCCCUAGGCUUAACAGAAAAGGAUGGUUUGCCUAAAGAACUCAAACAAGAUAAUCACCACCCAUUAGCUUAUUACACCAUCAGAAGGCACUUGAGAAAUCUUGUGCAGCUCGACAAUAACACAAAAUUUAUAGUGACGGGUCACAGCUUGGGAGGGGCACUGGAAAUUCUGUUUACAGCGAUUUUGGCAUUGCACGACGAAGAAUUAUUGUUGAAAAGAUUGGAAGGGGUUUAUACGUUCGGGCAGCCAAGGGUUGGGGAUGAGGUAUUUCAAAAGUUCAUGAAGAAACAAUUGAAAGUUCACGACAUUAAGUAUCAUAGGAUUGUUUAUGGUAACGAUCUGGUUCCUAGGGUGCCCUCAGAUAGCCCUACAUUCUUGUUCAAGCACUUUGGGAAGUGCCUUUACUAUAACAGCUUCUAUAAACAAAAGGCGCUUGAAGAAGAGCCAAACAAGAACUACUUUGAUCCGAGGGCGGCAAUGUCCAAGCACCUAACUGCAAUUUGGGAGCUCAUAAGAAGCUUCAUAAUCCCAUACGCAAAGGGGCCUGAGUACAAAGAAAGUUGGUUACUCAAAGCCAUUAGGGUAUUUGGAGUCAUAAUACCAGGUGUUGCAUCUCAUAAUCCCCAAGAUUAUGUUAAUGCAACCUGUCUGGGAUAA
Prunus avium (sweet cherry) is the source of this 945-nucleotide messenger RNA. RefSeq names its product triacylglycerol lipase OBL1-like. Gene Ontology annotation, biological process: lipid metabolic process. The record is from RefSeq and is a predicted model, not a curated record. NCBI's taxonomy places the organism in Eukaryota, Viridiplantae, Streptophyta, Magnoliopsida, Rosales, Rosaceae. Gene Ontology annotation, molecular function: triacylglycerol lipase activity.